AUAGCAUAUUCCCAAAUAUCGCAAAGAAAAUCGUGCUCUGAAAAACCUAGAUUUAUUGAAAGACGAAGAAGAAGAAAAUGGCGGAAGAAAAAGUGAUCGCCUGCCACUCCGUCGCCGCCUGGACCGAGCACCUCGAGAAGAGCAACGUCGACAAGAAACUGAUUGUGGUCGACUUCACGGCUACAUGGUGUGGACCUUGCCGGUUCAUUGCACCCAUCUUCGCGGAGUUGGCUAGGAAGAACCCGGAAGUGACAUUCCUAAAGGUGGACGUGGAUGAGUUGAAGACUGUUAGUGAGGAGUGGGGCGUGGAGGCAAUGCCGACCUUCUUGUUCCUCAAGGAAGGCAAGGUAGUUGACAAGGUUGUGGGUGCUAAGAAAGAAGAGUUACAGCUCAAAGUUGUGAAGCAUGCCGCUCCAGCUGAUGUUCCAGCUGAUGUCGCAACUGCUUCUGCUUAGCUUUUCGCACUCACUUUCGGGAAUGUGAACCUCCUACUAUGCUUUACUACUUGUUUAUAACUUUUAUGGGUUCCUGAAGACAUGAAUGUUUUAUGUAUAUAUGAUUACAUGUACCUAUAUGAUGAUGCCUUGAAUCUACUAUCUAUGAAUAAGAAUUUCAAUGAUAAGAUAUUAUGAUAUA
Malus domestica (apple) is the source of this 636-nucleotide messenger RNA. Its product is annotated as thioredoxin H1-like. The record is from RefSeq and is a predicted model, not a curated record. NCBI's taxonomy places the organism in Eukaryota, Viridiplantae, Streptophyta, Magnoliopsida, Rosales, Rosaceae. Gene Ontology annotation, molecular function: protein-disulfide reductase activity.